Bipolaris victoriae FI3 is the source of this 423-nucleotide messenger RNA. Its product is annotated as carbohydrate-binding module family 1 protein. The transcript has 4 exons. Gene Ontology annotation, biological process: carbohydrate metabolic process. Bases 1 to 423 code for a protein of 140 amino acids. The record is from RefSeq and is a predicted model, not a curated record. Gene Ontology annotation, cellular component: extracellular region. Lineage: Eukaryota; Fungi; Ascomycota; Dothideomycetes; Pleosporales; Pleosporaceae. Gene Ontology annotation, molecular function: cellulose binding.
AUGCAUCUUAUCACGGUUGCCAUCUUGUACGCGAGCCUUUUGACACUGUGUGGAGCCGUACCGGCCGACAAAGCUCAACUUGAGCCGCGACAGACCUACAUCAUAACAUGUAUUGGAGGACGCUGCAGUGACAACAUCAGUCGACCAACGUCUGAGCCACCAAAGCCGACGUCGAGCAAACUAAUGAGUUCCUCACAGACUACAAUCAAAACAAGCACAAAGACUGUAGUCCCACCAACCAAGACUACUACCGAGGAGGUCGGCCCGAGUAGCACUAGAUGCCCUGUGCCUCUCUACUACAAGUGUGGAGGUUGGCACGACGGCAAGCCCUGGACAGGCUGCACCCAGUGCGUAAAGGGAGCAAAAUGUGUGGAGCAAAACGAAUGGUACUUCCAGUGCGUUGCGGACACUAGUGCUGAAUGA